AGUACACACUUAUCAAGAUUCAAUACAAAUGUCUUUAUCGAAAUUUGAACCAAAUGAUGACAUACUUGAUUUUGUAAUCAAGAAAGCAAAUGGACUAAAAGGCCUAGUAGACACAAACCUUGAAGUUAUACCAAGUCAAUGCAUUCAACCAAAAGAACAAAGGCUAGACAAAUCUCAAACUGAUAAUCAAGAAUCAAUCCCCACAAUUGAUUUAUCAAAUUUUGAUGAUUUAAGUGUUGAAAAAUCGAUUCAAGAAGCAGCAAGCAAGUGGGGUUUCUUUCAAAUCAUCAAUCAUGGCAUCCCAAUCGAAGUUCUUGAUGAUUUAAAGGAAGCAGGACACAAGUUCUUUGAAUUGCCAGCUGAAGAAAAAGUUAAGUAUAGUACAGAAAGCUAUAGCGCUGGUGAAUCUGUGUUGAUGUUUUGGAGUGCUAUUGGUGAGAAAGAUGAGAAAGUCUUGGAGUGGAGGGAUACUAUAAGACAGGGAUGUAAUCCACAAAAUGAUAGCAAUCUUUGGCCUUCUCAAACAAGGAACCAAGUCUUGGAGUAUCAAAAGUGGGCUACACCACUUGCUAAAAAAUUGCUUGAGGUGUUAUUGAAGGGUCUCGAUGUCAAUGAAAUCGAUGAAUCAUUAGAACCUCUCUUGAUGGGAACUAAGGCUAUCAACAUAAACUACUAUCCACCAUGCCCAAAUCCAAGUAUCGCCAUUGGUAUUCGUCGACACUGCGACGUGUCCUGCAUCACUCUGCUCCUCCAGGACGACACAGGAGGCCUAUAUGUCCGAGGGACUAAAGGCGAUAACUGGAUCCACGUAAAUCCUAUCAAAGGUGCCUUAGAGGUUAACAUAGGUAACUCGUUGCAAAUCAUGAGCAACGAUCGAUACAAAAGUAUCGAGCAUUGUGUAUCAGUUGAUUCUAACAGGGGUCGAAUAUCUGUACCGCUAUUUUUGAAUCCCAGUCUUGACAGUGUCAUCGGUCCAUUCCCACAAAUGCUAAAAGAUGGAGAAAAAUUAGUAUACAAACAUGUUUUAUACUCUGAUUAUUGGGAUCAUUAUUUCACUAAGAGGCCUUCUGGUAAAGCAUCACUAGAUUUUGCUAAAAUUUGAUGUUUUAAUCUACAAAUUUUCUUGUUAUUUAAAUCUUAUUAUAUUUUCAAAUUUGUUAUUAUGUAAUGACAAAUAGUGUAUGUUUACAU
Molecule: messenger RNA, 1191 nt
Organism: Solanum lycopersicum (tomato)
Lineage: Eukaryota; Viridiplantae; Streptophyta; Magnoliopsida; Solanales; Solanaceae
Product: feruloyl CoA ortho-hydroxylase F6H1-3-like
Source: RefSeq, a predicted model, not a curated record